Olea europaea var. sylvestris is the source of this 741-nucleotide messenger RNA. RefSeq lists its product as uncharacterized. The transcript is spliced from 3 exons. The record is from RefSeq and is a predicted model, not a curated record. NCBI's taxonomy places the organism in Eukaryota, Viridiplantae, Streptophyta, Magnoliopsida, Lamiales, Oleaceae. The coding region runs from base 1 to 741 and encodes 246 amino acids.
AUGCGGGACUACAUUGCAACAUAUCUAAAAACCUGUCUUAUUUGUCAACAAGAUAAGGCAGAUCAUCAGAAAAAGGUGGGCUUGCUGGAGCCCCUUUCCAUCCCAACCCGGCCAUUCAAAAGUGUAUUGAUGAACUACAUUAUUGGGUUGCCAAAAGUUGAAGAUUUUAGCACUAUCAUUGUCAUGGUGAACCGUCUAUCAAAAUAUGCAACUUUCAUUGCAGCACCUAAGUAUAUAACUGCGGAAGAGACAGCUCAACUCUUCUUCAAACAUAUUCAACCGCUACUCCCUCAUAUAGUGGAUAUCGAACGAAGUACCAAGUCCCCUCAAGCAAAGAACUUUUCUCAAGAGUGGAAACGAAAUAUUGAAAUUGCUCGGAGUUAUCUUGAGAAAGCUCAAAAACGGUAUAAAAAGGCUGCAGAUCUAAAGCGCCAUUUCAUUGAAUUCAAUGUUGGAGAUCUGGUAUUGAUUAAGCUUCCCGAUAGAAAUGUUUACAAACCAACAAGAGGGAAGGACUCAAAAUUGUCGCCAAAAUACAUUGGACCACUACCCAUCGUGAAGAGGAUUGGAAGAGUCGCAUACAUAGUUGAACUCCCUUCAUGGAGCGAGGAGAAUACUUGGGAAAGAGAAAAAGAUAUCGGAGCCUUCAAACCAUUAAUUGAAACAUAUCAUGCAUUGAUGGCACCGAGGACGUCACCAAAACAAAUGGUGGAGAAUGUCAAGGACCGCAACUUUACUUAG